Nerophis lumbriciformis (worm pipefish) is the source of this 717-nucleotide messenger RNA. NCBI's taxonomy places the organism in Eukaryota, Metazoa, Chordata, Actinopteri, Syngnathiformes, Syngnathidae. The record is from RefSeq and is a predicted model, not a curated record.
AUGUCUUUGGAAAUAGAGAAAGAACCCUUUCUUGGAAAUGAAAAACCCAUCAUCGCUGCUGCAAGUUUUGCUGCUCACAUCUACCGGCCAGUCCUGCAGCCCUCAGAAGUCCUCCCUCAGAUUGGAACCUACACGAUUAAAAACCCAAAGGGAGGACUAUGCAUCAAAGCUACAAUGGGAGCACAGUAUAUUGUCAUCAUAAAAAAGAAGAGCUGGUUUUUCAACUUGGACCCUCUUAAGGUUCUUGUGAGCGGGACCUGUCACUGGGAAUCAGCGGUCUUAUCCCUCACACUACCUGAUAAUGCUGCCACAAUGCAGUUCACCUUCAAAAAGGAAAAUAAUCAAUAUUAUGUCACCAAGCUGAGCGCUUCGUUGUCUCCUCAGCCUGUUUGCUUAGCAUGUGCUAAUAAGACUUACUUGGGUUCAGUGUCACCUGGCAAGUUGUUUGCAGCAUCAUACGGUCGAAGCUUUCGUUGCAAAUCUGCGAACAUGCUUUUGGCAUCUUCAGAAAUGAGUAUUAAGCUGGUAUCUCUUCAGAUGCAGGCAUUUAGUGUGCCCAAUGGACCUUAUGGAGAAGUGGAGGAAUGUUUGGCGGAUUAUAAAAAGAAGACGAUCCCUAUUAUCCUCUGGGGUGUCGCAUUUGGCUUUUUGAUGAUUGCAACAGUCACCUUCUUAUUGGUUAAAGAACAUCGUACAGAGGGCUACCAGAGACUCUGA